This is a messenger RNA of Podarcis lilfordi (Lilford's wall lizard), 858 nucleotides long. Lineage: Eukaryota; Metazoa; Chordata; Lepidosauria; Squamata; Lacertidae. The record is from the annotation of a GenBank genome assembly.
CUUGCAUAUGGCUCAUUCCCCCAAGAGGAGAGUGAUAUAGAUAACUUCCUUUCCUUUUACCGCAUGGUGCCCAAUGAAGUGCAUCAGUAUAUGGCAAUUAUCAGUUUGCUUCGGCAUUUUGGAUGGACAUGGACUGGACUCUUUGUUACAGAUGAUGACGGAGGAGAAAAUUUCCUGCAGGCCCUGGAGCCCAUGCUUUACCAGCAUGGGAUCUGUUCAGCCUUCACACAAAGAAUGGAAAAAAUAGCUCGUUUUGAUAUGGUGGGUGAAAUUUUUGAUAUGCUUGAUAGGUAUUACGUGGGUGUCACAAAUGAUAAAGCCAAUGCAUUCAUUGUCUAUGGAGAUUCUCUGACAUUGACCUGGUUAAGGUCCGUUAUGUAUCUACGAGAUCCUGAAAAUAAGGAAAGUGCAUCAUUUAGAAAGGUUUGGAUCAUGACAACACCAAUUGAUUUCGUAUUAUUGAGUUUUCAAAAGUCUUGGGAUCUUGAGCUCUUUCAAGGUGCCAUUUCCUUCACCAUACACUCCAAAAAAGUUCUCAAGUUCAAUGAAUUUCUUCAGAUCAUAAAACCUUAUUGGAAUCCAGACGAUAGUUUUCUCAAGGACUUCUGGGAGCAAGCAUUUGACUGUCCAUUUCCAGAUCUGCUCAUGCAAGAUAUUGAAACAUGUACAGGGGAGGAGAAGUUAGAGUGUCUUCCUGGGCAUGUGUUUGAAAUGGACAUGACUGGCCACAGCUACAGUAUCCACAACGCUGUCUAUGUUGUCGCUCAUGCUUUGCAUGCUCUUUAUUCAUACAGAUCAAAGCAAAGAGCAAUGGUGGGAGGCAAAAGGUUUGAACUUCAAGAUCUGCAGCCCUGGCAG